AUGGUCGGUUUCUCAGUGUCCCGAAAGCUAUCUCAAGCCCAGCAAACAUCACCAGAUGACCUGAAUUUCAACCAUAAGACUCGAUUCAUAAUUCUUGUCAUUGUCACGCUAUGCCUAUCGAUUGCCCAGUCGGACACCCUGACUCUAAACUUCACAAUCAUUUGCAUGUCUGGAGAGAGUGGAGGAGCACAAGUGAGCAAUCAUUCGGCACUUUCGAAUUUGGAGGAUAUGGAAAUGACACUAGUGAAUGGAUCGGGAAGUUUAAGAGAAAAUGUAGAGCAUAUGGAACAUAAAAUUGCGGAUGGACGGUACAAUUAUACACCAUCGGAGAAGAGUUUGCUGUUUUCGCUGGUUGCUGUUGGAGCAAUGGUUGCAGUGUAUCCAGUCAUGUUGUUGAUUGGGAAAUUCGGCUCCCGCUCCGUAUGCUUCUGGAUGGGAAUGCUCUCCGCAGUGACCACUGCUCUUAUCCCAUGGAUGGCCUACAUUGGAUUCUAUCCACUUUUGGUUAUGAGAUUCCUCCAAGGUGCUGGACUAUCAACCGGUUUUACUUUGAUCGGAAUCUGCACUCGUCAAUGGUCCAUGCAAGUUCAAAACGCGCUUUAUAUUGCAGUUUUGACCACUUUCUUCCAGAUCGGUCCCAUUUUUACGAUGCCAGUCGCUGGAGCCCUUUGCACGUCUUCCCUUGGAUGGCCAGCUGUGUAUUAUAUCCACGCAGUUGUCACUUUUGGACUCUUCGUUCUUUUUUACUUCUUCUAUAGAGAGAAUCCAGUCCGUCAUGCCUUCGUCAGCACUAAGGAAUUGGAGAAAAUCCAGAGGGACAAAGGAGAUGGAAAGAGAGAGGCCGUUCCACUCAAAGCAAUCCUUACCGAUCCAGUCAUCUAUUCCAUUUGGGUUUCAGCCAUUGGAAAUUUUAUGGGCAUUCAGCUGACAAUGCAAUUCUCACCAACCUAUCUCAACAAAGUCAUGGGAUUCCCAAUUGAGCAAACUGGAACAUUCAGUGCGAUUCCACAAAUUGUCACAUUCUUCUUGAAGAUUAUUGCUGGAUAUGCAGCUGAUAAGGCAAGAUGUUGUACUCCACAAACGUCGGUGAAGAUCUACAAUAAUUUGGCGUUGGGUGGAAUGAGUCUUUCCUUCCUUGGUCUUGCUGUUAUACCAACUUCUGAACCUGUCCUCGGACUGUGCAUGCUCAUUUUCUCGUGCUCGAUUAUUGGAUUCAAUUGUGGAGCCUUCUUUAGAAGCUCGGCUAUUUAUGCGGCCCAACACAAUCACUUCAUCAUGGGUGUCAACUCAUUCCUCAACUGUCUCGCCUCCCUCAUCGCUCCCGUAAUCGUCAAAAUUUUUGUCACAAAUGACACAUGGGACGAGUGGUGGUGGGUGUGGAUGGUCUAUUUCGUCGCACUUUUCAUCUUCAACAUCGUCUUCCAAAUCUGGGGUAAAGGUGUUCCAGCCGAGUGGACCAAACCAGGUUACGGUAACAAAAAUGCGGUUGGAGACGUUGUUCCAUCAGUGCCGAAGGCUACAAAUGGAGUGGCGGUGGAACAUGAUGGAAGAGUUUAA
This is a messenger RNA of Caenorhabditis briggsae, 1557 nucleotides long. The transcript has 4 exons. Gene Ontology annotation, biological process: transmembrane transport. Gene Ontology annotation, molecular function: transmembrane transporter activity. Lineage: Eukaryota; Metazoa; Nematoda; Chromadorea; Rhabditida; Rhabditidae. The record is from RefSeq and is a predicted model, not a curated record. Bases 1 to 1557 code for a protein of 518 amino acids.